Messenger RNA from Myxocyprinus asiaticus (Chinese sucker), 2425 nucleotides. Its product is annotated as probable E3 ubiquitin-protein ligase makorin-1. Gene Ontology annotation, biological process: protein polyubiquitination. NCBI's taxonomy places the organism in Eukaryota, Metazoa, Chordata, Actinopteri, Cypriniformes, Catostomidae. The record is from RefSeq and is a predicted model, not a curated record. The transcript is spliced from 8 exons. Gene Ontology annotation, molecular function: ubiquitin protein ligase activity; metal ion binding. Bases 67 to 1386 code for a protein of 439 amino acids.
ACGACCCGAGUGCGAAACGGCCGCUUUCCGGAAGAUCCGGGUGCUGGGGCUUCAACAUAAACAGCAAUGGCGGAGGCAGCGGCAGCGUCAACAGCGGCUCCAGCAGUUAUCGGAGGCUGGACGAAGCACGUAACCUGCAGGUAUUUCAUGCAUGGCCUUUGCAAAGAGGGCGACAACUGUCGAUAUUUACACGACCUCAGCAGCUGCAAGCCAACCAUGACCUGCAAGUUCUUCCAAAAAGGAUGCUGUGCUUUUGGGGACCGUUGCAGGUAUGAACAUACUAAACCUGCCAAGCAAGACGAAGUCCCCAGUUCAAAGCCGUCGGUGCCGCUGACCGCUGCUCCCCUUGCUAGCACUCCUGACCCUGUGUCUGAUGGGCCAGGUGGCACGAUCGGCACCCAGGAGAAGCCCCAAAGCUCGGGGGCAGUGGACUGGGUGAAUGCUGCCGAGUUCGUGCCAGGGCAGCCCUACUGUGGGAGGGCUGACCCAGUGCUGUUCGAGGGGCCUGGUCCCCUCAUCGAAGAAGAGUAUGAGAAAGAACUAGCUAACAAAGAACUAAAGAAACAGCUUUGCCCAUAUGCCGCCGUCGGCGAAUGUCGCUAUGGCCUUAACUGUGCCUAUCUCCACGGUGACGUUUGUGACAUGUGCGGCCUACAGGUGCUCCACCCUACCGACACCUCUCAGCGCUCGCAACACAUCAGGGCCUGCAUUGAGGCUCACGAGAAGGACAUGGAGAUCUCGUUUGCCAUCCAGCGCAGUAAGGACAUGAUGUGUGGUGUGUGCAUGGAGGUGGUGUUCGAGAAAACCAAUCCCAGCGAACGCCGUUUCGGCAUUCUCUCCAACUGCAGCCACUGUUACUGCCUCAAGUGCAUCAGGAAAUGGCGGAGCGCCAAGCAGUUUGAGAGCAAGAUCAUAAAGUCCUGCCCAGAGUGUCGAAUCACAUCCAACUUUGUCAUACCAAGCGAAUACUGGGUGGAAGACAAGGAGGAGAAGAAGCAACUUAUUCAGAAGUACAAGGACGGCAUGGGGACUAAACCAUGCCGAUAUUUUGAUGAAGGCCGUGGGACAUGUCCAUUUGGGGCCAACUGCUUUUAUAAGCAUGCGUUUCCUGAUGGACGUCUGGAGGAACCUCAACCCCAGCGGAGAAAGACUGGCUCCAAUGGAAGAAACCGGAACUCAAGAAGGACGCCACUCUGGGAUCUUUUGGACGGGCGGGAGCACAGUGACUCCUUCGACAACGAAGAUGAGGAGAUGGUGACAUUUGAGCUUAGCGAGAUGCUUCUCAUGCUUCUGGCUGCCGGUACCGACGAUGAUGUCACCGACUCCGAAGAUGAGUGGGACUUGUUCCACGAAGAGCUGGAUGAUUACUACGAGCUUUACCUAUAGCACCCCUUUCUCUAAAUUUCCCUGACUGUCUCCUAGACUAACCCUUUCCCUGUUUACUCUAUUUCUAUCCCUAAUAGAAACUAGACAGGACUGUCUUGUGUGACUGAUGGGCAGUAGCGUCUUUUUCCCCUGUGUUGUGGCAGUGCCUUUCAACAGGCCAUUAAAAACAAUGAAUUCAUUUCAAAAUCAGUGAAUGGAUAUAAAACCGAAGUCAAAAGACAUAAAGGUAUGUGCUAAACUCUUUUCUAGAACGCCGCCUCAAUUCUGUGAGUCUGUCCAUGUCUGGUUAAUGUACUAGAAAUAACGUAUAAAGAGCAAAAACAAAAGUAUGUAAUUUAAAAAUUGCAAGAAAGGACACUAAGUUAUAUAUAAAAUCGAAAAGAUAUAGCUAAUGAACCUCACUGAGUUUAUUCUCGUGUGGGUUUGAAAUGUUUAUCAUUGACUGUGAGGAUACAGCAACUGUAUAUGAGCUCAUUAACUGGUGGCUGUUGAUGCUUGUGAUAUUUCAGAAAUAUCCCUUAUUCUCAUGCACUGAUUCUUACUGGGUGGGACGUGGUGGUUAGCUUCCUUGAUGUCACAAAUGCACUCGUUAAUGUACACAGGGGCAACUCCACAUCCUUAAUGUAAUAUCCUUUUAUUCCUUUUUAUUAAAUUAUCCACCAAGUUGUUUUGUACUUGUUUAACUGUACCUGAUUAGCUGUGGUAUCCAAUGGAAAGUCCCACCUAGGAACUUGAGUGCACCGAUAGUUUUGUGAAUCUGGACUCCCAAAAGCAGACUUAAAUGCAUUUGAAUAUGAAGCUGAAUGUUUCAUCAGUUUAACUGUCUAUUAAUUGUAAAUCUGUUUUGCUUCAGUAAGUAUUGCAUAUUAAGCUCAGCUGGCUGUAGUCAAACCACAAACACCCAAAUGUUAUUCGGUUCUUGUCGAACUUGGUUGAUAUGCAUAUGUUUAUACAGAUGUGCUCAUUUUCUAUGGUUUAGAACCAUCCAAUGUAACUUGAAAUUAAAGUUUAUUAUCAAAGUAUUCAGUUUGUGUGGCUU